UACCUUAUACACUUAUCCUGACCCAGUGAGCCCACACAUCGCAACUGACAGUGUAAGAUUAAAAAUAAUCGAGAGAGAAAUUAAAUUUCCUCUGACUGUGAUUUUAUUUUUUUUAGCCUCCGCAUGAUGUUGAGGUCUUAUCGCGCGUAAAACAACAAAUGUUGGAUUAUGUGCGCCAACAAAAAAAGAAUGGAAGCUACCUUUUCUUGGAAACUGCUGGUGGUAUUCAUAGUCCUGUCAUGUCAGGAACACCCCAAGUGGAUUUUUACAGAUCGUUGAGGUUACCAACAUUGUUAGUUGGGGAUAGCAAUUUGGGUGGCAUCUCUACCACAUUAACUUCAUAUGAAUCUCUAUUGAUUCGUGGUUAUGAUAUUCCAACCAUCUUAUUGUUUGACCAGCCUCAAUAUAAAAAUCACACUUUAAUCAACACCAGAGUCCAGAAAAACGGUGUUCAAGUAGCUACUAUUCCUCCCCCACCCCAAUUUUUACAAGACCCAAUCCUUGAGCAAGAAUCUAUGAGAAAAUACUACUCUCAAGUGGAUGAAUAUUUAGUUCCUGUAAUCAAGAAUCUAGAUCUGAAGAAUGCUGAGCGCUUCGAUAGAUUAGAAACGAUGGCCCAAAAAUCUCGAGACACUUUCUGGUGGCCAUUUACUCAACAUGAACUUGUUAAAGAUGUCACUGUCAUUGACUCUGCUCAUCACGAUUAUUUUACAACGUAUGAAAAAAAUCCUACUGGUGAAAUGUCACCCAAGGAAAUGUUUGACAGCUGUGCAAGUUGGUGGACACAAGGACUCGGUCAUGCUAAUCCUGAUCUCACUUUAUCUGCUGCUGCUGCUGCUGGUCGUUAUGGCCAUGUCAUCUUUCCCGAAUCUACCAAUGAACCUGCCCUGUCCUUAGCUGAGAAGGUGCUCGAUAAAGAUACCUGGGCUUCUCGUGUCUUCUUUUCUGACAACGGUUCUACUGCUAUGGAGGUAGCCUUAAAAAUGGCCAUGAGUGCUACUGCCAAACGCUACAAUUUCGAUAUUAAGGCGCCUGUUGAAAUCCUUGGUAUAGAUGGAAGCUAUCACGGCGAUACCAUUGGUACAAUGGAUGCAUGUUCUCCCAAUGUGUACAAUGAUCAAGUACAAUGGUACGAACCUAAGGGUCAUUGGUUAAAGCCUCCUUCUGUUCAUAUUUCUUCAGGUCGUGCCUAUGUACGUCUGCCCAAGGAGAUCUCUAAAUUCCAAGAAUCCGGAUCUGACAGAGUAUAUUAUAAUUCAAUCAACGAUAUUUAUUCUGUGGAAACUCAGGGUGGCGAUAAGAAAUUGGCAAAAACCUAUGAAGAUUAUAUUCGCUCUGAACUUUUAUCUUUGAAAGCACAAAAACGUCGUAUUGGAUCAUUAUUGAUGGAGCCUGUCCUAAUGGGUGCCGGUGGUAUGAUUUUUGUGGAUCCCUUGUUCCAAAGAACAUUGAUUGAUAUCGUUAGAAAGGAAGGAUCCCAAUUGCUCUAUGGUGUUGAUGAUAAACUUAUUUCCAAAGACACAUGGCAAGGUUUACCCGUCGUCUUUGAUGAAGUUUUUGCGGGGUGGUAUAGAUUGGGCCGAAGAUCGGCAUCCGAAUUCCUUGGUGUGACACCGGACAUCACUGCCUAUGCAAAGACUUUGACAGGUGGACUUUUGCCUUUGGCUCUGACUGUCACUAAAGAAUCCAUUUAUGACGUAUUUCUUUCGGAAAACAAACCCGACUGCUUGUUACACGGUCAUUCAUACACUGCUCAUCCAAUGGGUUGUGCAGUUGCAAAGACUUCGAUUGAAACGCUGGAUGAAAUGGCUAUUGAAAAAACAGGUUCAUGGGCUCCUUUCCGUGACGAAUGGAAGGGUAAUUCAAUCUGGUCUAUGUGGUCUACUAAAACCGUUGAUCAGUUAUCCAGACUUUCAAAUGUUGAAAGUGUCAUGACUUUAGGUUCUGUAUUAGCCGUUGAGUUAAAGGAUGACACAACUGCAGGUUAUAGCUCAUCCGUUUCAAAAUCUGUCAUUAAAAACUUACGCUCAGGUAAAUUCAAGAAUGGUUUCGAUGGUACAGCCGAAACUGGCGUCAACUUGUUCGCUAGACCACUCGGUAAUAUUAUCUACCUCAUGACUUCUCAAGUAACCACUCAACAAGGUGUACGUCAAUGCGAGCAAGCCCUUUUGGAAACUCUUCAAAAAUGUUAAUAUAUAGAAUAACUAUUCUUUUUUUUCCCGCUUCUUUAUUGUAUCCUG
Messenger RNA from Mucor mucedo, 2240 nucleotides. RefSeq names its product pyridoxal phosphate-dependent transferase. Gene Ontology annotation, cellular component: mitochondrion. The transcript has 3 exons. NCBI's taxonomy places the organism in Eukaryota, Fungi, Mucoromycota, Mucoromycetes, Mucorales, Mucoraceae. Gene Ontology annotation, biological process: biotin biosynthetic process. The record is from RefSeq and is a predicted model, not a curated record. The coding region runs from base 159 to 2192 and encodes 677 amino acids. Gene Ontology annotation, molecular function: S-adenosyl-L-methionine:8-amino-7-oxononanoate transaminase activity; pyridoxal phosphate binding; dethiobiotin synthase activity.